UUUAUCUUAUUCUUGUUACAAGAGUUGCUCAUCCCUUUGUCACCAAUUUCGCCAAAGAAACUUCUCUAUAAAUACCCCAUUCACUUUCUUUCACAUGAAAACUAAAACACACAAACAUCACAAGUUAUACAUAUAAAUACACACACACACACAACACAGAUAUAUAUAAGAUGUCUUGUAAUAAUAAUUCAUUAUUAAGCGGCAACAAAGUCGUAGUAAUACUUGUAUUCAUCUUAUGUUUGGUUCACUCAUCAGAGUCACUUCGGCCAUUGUUUGCAUGCGACCCAGCAAAUGGGUUAACCCGAACACUCCGGUUCUGUCGCGUCAAUGUACCGGUCCACAAGAGGGUUCAAGACUUGAUCGGACGGCUCACGUUGCAGGAGAAGAUCCGCCUCCUUGUCAACAAUGCCGCCGCUGUGCCACGCCUAGGUAUUGGAGGCUAUGAGUGGUGGUCCGAGGCUCUCCACGGUGUUUCUGACGUUGGUCCCGGUGCUAAGUUUGGUGGUGCUUUUCCCGGUGCCACCAGCUUCCCUCAGGUCAUCACCACCGCAGCUUCUUUCAACCAGUCUCUAUGGGAAGAGAUCGGACGGGUGGUGUCCGAUGAGGCAAGAGCUAUGUACAAUGGAGGCGUGGCCGGCUUGACGUAUUGGAGCCCAAAUGUGAAUAUACUGAGGGACCCACGGUGGGGUCGAGGCCAGGAAACUCCCGGAGAAGAUCCUGUUGUCGCCGGAAAAUACGCCGCCAGCUACGUCAGAGGACUUCAGGGAAACGGCGCCGGUAACCGCCUCAAAGUCGCCGCAUGUUGCAAACAUUACACUGCUUAUGAUCUUGAUAACUGGAAUGGCGUCGACCGUUUUCAUUUCAACGCCAAGGUCACCAAACAAGAUUUAGAGGACACAUACAAUGUGCCAUUCAAAUCCUGUGUUUACGAGGGAAAAGUCGCAAGUGUUAUGUGUUCUUACAAUCAAGUCAAUGGAAAGCCAACAUGUGCUGAUGAAAAUCUAUUAAAGAACACUAUUCGUGGUCAAUGGCGUCUCAAUGGAUACAUUGUAUCAGACUGUGACUCUGUAGAUGUUUUCUUCAACCAACAACACUAUACCACAACUCCUGAGGAAGCUGCAGCAGCCUCCAUCAAAGCUGGUUUAGAUUUGGAUUGUGGGCCAUUUUUGGCGAUCUUCACGGAAGGAGCGGUGAAGAAAGGAUUGUUGACAGAGAAUGACGUUAAUCUAGCACUUGCCAAUACCAUAACGGUUCAGAUGAGACUUGGUAUGUUUGAUGGAAAUCUUGGACCAUACGCUAAUCUUGGGCCUAAAGAUGUUUGUACACCGGCCCAUCAACAUUUAGCCCUUGAAGCGGCCCAUCAAGGAAUCGUUCUUCUCAAAAACUCUGGUCGGUCUCUUCCACUCUCUCCUAGACGCCACCGCACCGUUGCCGUAAUUGGACCUAACUCCGACGUCACUGAGACCAUGAUUGGGAACUAUGCAGGAAAAGCAUGUGCCUAUACGACACCGUUACAAGGAAUCUCAAGAUACGCAAAGACACUUCACCAAGAAGGUUGUGCCGGUGUAGCUUGCGGCGGGAGUCAAGGAUUUGGUGCAGCCGAAGCGGCGGCGCGUCAAGCAGACGCAACGGUUCUUGUAAUGGGACUGGACCAGUCGAUAGAAGCAGAGACACGAGAUCGAACCGGGCUGCUAUUACCGGGUUACCAACAAAACCUUGUGACACGUGUGGCUCAAGCUUCUAGAGGUCCAGUCAUUCUAGUACUUAUGAGUGGUGGACCCAUCGAUGUAUCCUUCGCUAAGAAUGAUCCACGUGUCGCUGCCAUCAUUUGGGCCGGGUAUCCGGGUCAAGCGGGUGGAGCUGCUAUUGCUGAUAUAAUUUUUGGUGCUGCUAAUCCGGGAGGUAAACUACCAAUGACAUGGUAUCCACAAGAUUAUGUGGCAAAACUACCAAUGACGAUAAUGGCCAUGAGAGCAUCUGGAAACUACCCAGGAAGGACUUACAGAUUCUACAAAGGCCCAGUGGUGUUUCCGUUUGGGUUUGGUUUAAGCUACACUACCUUCACUCACAGUUUAGCUCAAAGCCCAUUAGUCCAAUUAUCGGUUUCAUCCUACAAGCUCAACACUGCCAUUUUCAACUCCUCAUCUAACUCCAUCAAGGUAUCUCAUGCCAACUGUGGAACGUUUCCGAAAAUGCCUCUCCACGUCGAAGUGUCAAACACCGGUGAGUUCGAUGGAACACACACGGUGUUCGUCUUUGCCGAGCCGCCGGAGAAUGGGAUAAAAGGACUGGGUGUGAAUAAGCAGUUGGUAGCGUUUGAGAAGGUUCAUGUCACGGCAGGUGCAAAACGGACCGUUAAAGUCGAUAUUGAGCCUUGCAAGCAUCUUGGUGUAGUGGAUGAGCAUGGCAUGAGGAGAAUCCCAAUGGGUGAGCAUAAGUUACACAUUGGUGAUCUUAAACAUACUAUUUUGGUCCAACCACAACUUUGA
Molecule: messenger RNA, 2489 nt
Organism: Eruca vesicaria subsp. sativa (arugula)
Lineage: Eukaryota; Viridiplantae; Streptophyta; Magnoliopsida; Brassicales; Brassicaceae
Source: the annotation of a GenBank genome assembly